Dothidotthia symphoricarpi CBS 119687 is the source of this 2255-nucleotide messenger RNA. RefSeq lists its product as uncharacterized. The transcript is spliced from 4 exons. Lineage: Eukaryota; Fungi; Ascomycota; Dothideomycetes; Pleosporales; Dothidotthiaceae. The record is from RefSeq and is a predicted model, not a curated record. Bases 16 to 1995 code for a protein of 659 amino acids.
CCCCAGCGCCGAAAGAUGGUGUACAACUGGGACGAUAAGGAGAGUGAAUGUUAUCGGCUCUAUGUUCAGGAGAAGAAAAGUCUUGACGAGGUUGUCUCUUACUGGGAGCUGAGGGGUUUCUCGCCGAGCAAGCGUGCCUUUCAGAACCAGUUCAAACGAUGGGACUUCAGCAAGCAGAACCUGGCGCACAAGAAUCCCGCUCUCGUCGCCCGCCUGCAUGAGCUAUGGGCCCAGAAUUACACGCAAAAGGACAUGGUCGACACGCUGCAGAAUGAGGGCUUUCAGAUUAGCGACCGCGAGCUGAUGAGGCUGCGCAUCAGAUUGAAGCUGCUGCUUCGAGAGAGUGUGCCAAGACCCAAGAGACAGGCGCAUGCAGAGGGUGCGGUGCUGGAGAACAAGAAGCCCAGGAAGAACACGGUAUCUGGCAAGGGCCUGAUCAACCAGCUUGCGAACGCGAUACUGGCCGAGGACUCUUCCAGCAACGAGGAGAGCUCCGAAGAGGAAACCGGCCAGGAGCAACUGGACCAUGAGCUUGCCCACGCUCUGCAGCCGUCCAUGUCCCAGCCCGAGCCUGAGGUCAACGAGUCGCCUCCAGACAUAGAAGCCGCGCUACGGAAACAGCUGCGACAAGAACAACUACAAAUCGAAAGCGACGAGAAAUGGCGCACGCGCAAGCGGCGGCGUCGGACACGAGGCUGGGCAGGAUUGCCAGCAGACGCUCCAGGCGAGCCUCCACGCUUCCCGUCAGAGACCACCAUCGACGAGGCGAAAGCCCACCUUGGCCUGGACAACAAAAUGUAUCGCGAGUUGCGGGAGCGCUUCUCAGCCAUCUGCGAGCAAGAAGGCGUCGUCAAGAAGACGAUUGCGGGACCUGAGAAAUGGACGCACAUCGUUCAGCGGCUCAUCCGCGAGAGCGCUCAUCUGUCCAACGUCUUUGAACAUGAGCCUGAAGUUUUACAAAGCAAUGAGGCCGUCUUCAGACCCAAGGGCCAGAGAGCACUCUCGCUUGAUGUCAUCUGCAUGGACGUCACCAAGCGCCUGCGCACCAUGGAAAACCGCAUGAGUCUUCUCGACGCGAAGAACAUACUUGGCCUGAAUCCACAACACACGCGACAAGCUAGGAGUGCUUUCGCCGUCAAGCUUGGAACAGCGAGUUUCACCAACAAGUACGAGGCUGGGGAACAGCAGUGGGCAGACCUCAAGCAGGCAUGGGUCGAUGAAUCUGAACUGCUCACAAGAGCGCUUGCACAUGGCGAGGCAGACCCAGAGUAUGCACGGAAGCUGAAGGCUGUCGAGAUAUUGGCGCGAGACGUCAUGAAGAGACAACAACAGGAGAAGUUGGCGAAAGACCCGUCGAAGAGGAAGUCGUCGCAUCAAGGUCCUGGACCAGGCCCAGCGCCUCCAGUUGUGCCACCGCAUCCCUCCAUCCUGAGUCGACAGAGCGCGAAUCCCAUGCAGACAAACCACCCCGCUAUGCCGGCGACAUCCCCAACUGCAGACCUGCAAAUCGAUCCCUCGCUUCUGCUAGCCGCGAGUGACGCUGCGUUUCUUCCCGGGCCUACAUACCACCAAGCUGCACAUCAACUCCAACACGCUUCCCAACAACCCCACCACCACCCUCAAGACACCUACAUGUCCCACAACCAGACAUACUACACUUCAGCCUCGACCGCCGCUUCAACACCCCUCCCAAUCUAUUUCCGCCUACAUCCCCAUUCCACAACAGCCUUUCCCUCGAAAAGCGUAUGGCUCUCCCUCCUACACACCCCUUCUGUGACGGAAAUCCAUACUCUGGCGAUGCGCGAGCAUCCCGGCACCGUGGUGCUGAAACUCGAGGGCUUGAUCACUUAUAGAGACGCAACGGGAGAGAAGGAGGUUGUGGUGGAAGUCGGCGAUGAUGAGGAGUUGGGUGCGUAUUUGGGGCAUGUAGGGGGCCAGGGGAAGGCUACGUUUGUUGCGAUGCUGGGUGUGGGGAGCGGGGGAGGGUAUGCGUAGUGUGCAGUGUAAUGGGAGGGGAUGUUCGAAAGUGACGGGGCUUGAUGGAGGUUUGAAUGACGUUAAAUUGGAACUUGGUGUACGCCAGAAAAUGCUAUUAAGCGUUGCGACUAUGUUGCUAUGCUGCCUUGUAUCACUUCCUGGCCUACUCUCCUCGUCGAGAACUGUACCUGCAUCCCGUCAUAUAUCUUGGUUCGUUGAACGGAACUGAACUGCAGCGAAAUCUUGCAACACCUAGACAACUACAUAUAAGAUUGGUG